UCUGCGCACGGACAUCGAUCGAAAACGACCUCACGCUCCACGUUCUCCUUGAACUCCCGGUGUUUUACCCGGUUCUUACUAAUUCUUAUCGAAAGUGUAAUUAACAUAAUCAUCAAUUAAUUUACUCAUUAUCGGAUACUCCUCUUUCAGUGACAUAAAACAGUGACCCUCUCAGUGCUGAGCUGUUGCUUCAAAGUGGUGACACUCGUGCUUACGCACCCUUAAAAGAGGGUAGAAUUUUUUGAUAAGUGCCGACUUUUUGUCAGAAGAUGCUUGAUUAAUUAUUCGCACAAAUCUAUCUGACAGCGAUGUUUAAAAGAUUGUCAAAAACGAGACGCCACAGUGCGGACGAGGCAGGCUGUUCACUGCCAAGUCCCACAACUCUGGACGAGCCUCCUGGAUUCCUGACAUCAAGGAAGUCAGAGGGCCAACUUCAAGCUCUGAAUUCUGUCUUGUUGAGGGCCUCUAGGUCCAAAUAUGGAAGAAAAAGUUGCGGAGAUGCCGCAUCUCCUUACACACUUCUCACCUCUGAUGACAAUCAGAGCUCGAAUCUCAGGACUGAUACUGAUUAUCAAAUGGUCACUGCCAUGCCGGCCUUUAUUGUAGAACAUGAGCCCGAAAAACAGAAAGGCUUAGGCGUUUGGAGCUUAAGAAAGAUGAGCAAGAAGAUAGACUCGUUUCGCAGAUCCGGAUCUCGAGAGACCAUCAAUUCCAUCUCAGGAAACUCUUCUUUAAACUACAAUAAUAAUAACAACAGUAACAACAACAGUGAAAAAGUCGAAAGACUCUUCGAGCAGAAAAGUGAAGCAAAACAGGAAAGGAGGAUAUUCAAUGCACAAAGAUCUCCAUCCCCUUUUAAAUCUUUUUUCAUCAGGAUGGGGUCUACAGGGAUGCUGAACUCCUCUAGAAGCAACAGACGUUCUCAGUGUAUUGAAAAAACUCCAGAAAAGGAAAAUCUCUUCAGGAGCUGCAGCACCAGUCAGUUGAACACUAGCCCAACUUACGUGAAAGGAGAUGAUCCUUCUGAAGGAAUUGAUCUUCAAAUCAACAGCAGAAAAGACAAAACAGUGUCUUGCGAUAAUUUAAGUGGCAGAACUGAUGACGAUGUCUUCGAAGAGAGAAUAAUUUCACCUUCACUUGGUCUCUCUACUCUACGAGGUCAUUCCCCUUCACCAUCUCCCAGGACCUUCAGUUCAUGUGAUUUUGGAGAAUCGAAAGACGAGAACCUAAGAAAAUCAAGUAGUUGUGAUUUUAAAGAAGUGAAGAAGACUAGUUUUCCAUAUUCAUUUUUGAGGUCCAAACUUUCCGUUCUUCCUGAAGAGAGACAUGGAUCAGGUCUAAAGGAUGAGAGGCUUUUCAAGACUGCCUCAGAGGAACACUUUCCUUCUCUAAAGAUCGAAGAUUCUUUUGAAGGAACAACUACCUUGGGAAGAAGACGUCCCAGAAAUGGACAUUUUAACAGAAAUGCUCCCUCUAGGUCUCAGGACGUUUCAAGAAUGGGCAGAAAUUCAUAUGCAGAAUUCAGAAGCGAAAGGGUUGAACGUUGUGAGCAAGAUAGAUAUAGUCUUAAUCCGAGUCAUCUGGAGAGGAUUGAAGAUGAUUUGCAGAUAGAGGAUGGAUACGACAAUCAUCGAAGUCCCAUGUCUCUUCCGCAAUCUGGACUUUCUAUGAACGACUCCAGGUUUUCGGAUACUGUUUCUCUAAAUCAUGAAAUGGGGAUAAAUCAUGAUGGAGGUUCGAAUUCUGAAGUUGGCUUGAAUUUAGAAAUAGCGACGAACUUGAGGAACCAUAGGAGGAAUUCAGCUCCUAGCGGAGAACAGAGAUUAUCUUCUCAUUAUGUAAGUUCUAAUGAAUCUGGGUAUGACAGUGAUGGACCCAGAGGAGAAUCAGCUGCAGCUUCUGAAAAUGAAACCCAGAGUUUAAAAUGUACAGAUAGUUCGGAUACAAGUAGUGUUGUUGACUCAGAGUUAGAAAAACCUAUGAGAAGCUCGACCCCUAGUGAAUGCCAAGAACAGGAGGCUGAUAGCUUGAGGUCAAACAGAAUUUGUGAAAAUGGGAGUGCGGAUAUCGAGGAGAGAAUAGAUGUUCUCAGGUGGCACCAGAGUAACUCGGGAAGAAUGUUGCCUAGCAUACAUCAGACUUCGCUCUUGCCAGGUUCAGCAAAUUCGCAUUUGGCACCGAGUUCUGAUGGCUUAGGAGGUGGACUGAGUCAAAAUACCGUUGCAACUCUGUCCCAUCGAGUGAGGUUGCAACAGGACAAGUCGAGAUUUCUGAGUGACAUCAUCCAGCCUCCAAAAAAAGUAAGAAGGUGCCGACUUGUACAGCUUAUCAAAAAGGACCCUAAGGAGAGCUUGGGUAUCAGAUUGGCUCAGCAACGAAUUGGGGAGAUUCGAUAUAUUGUGGUUCAGCUAGAAACUGAUGGAAUUGCUCAUAGAGAUGGGAGACUGAGGCUCGGCGAUGAGAUCGUCGAGGUCGAAGGGAAGGAACUCCGAACUCUCGAGAGUCUUGAGCAAGUUCAAGAGUACCUAAAAUCCUUCAACGGAAAUAAAGUGCGACUGAUAACAGCUUACGAAGAAACAGUGCCCCAAGUAUGCUUGGUUCCUCCCCUAUCAGGAGGUUACGAGUACCUAGAAAACGCAAAGAACCUUUCCAAUAUGACUCUUCUUGACUCUCAGAAAGAGAAAGUCAAUUCCUCAAAUAAUUCUCCGUCCACCUGCGAUGAUAAUAUGCAGCCGAAAAAGAGGCCGGACUUCCUGCCACUCACGUGCAUUUCUACCCGGAAGGAUGUCGACUCCUCCUUGGAACCCUCGACGGAAAUGCAUCAGUAUUUGACGAGACAUAUUGCAAGGUUCGAGAAGGGCUAUGGCAAGCCUAGUCUCGGAUUCAGUGUCGUCGGUGGCAGGGACAGUCCACGUGGGGAAAUGGGUAUCUUCGUCAGGAGAGUCUUCCCUGGAGGUCAAGCUGACGUUUCCAAAUCUCUGUUCCAAGGAGACGAAAUUUUGAGUCUGAAUGGAAAAAUAUUACGUGGAUGCACACAUCAAGAAGUUAUCGAAUUAUUUAAAGCAGUACGAGAAGGGCCUGUCGAAUUGGAAAUAGCAAGGAGACACAGGUAUCAAAAGGUGGCCCUAAGCUCCGAGCCGUAUUAACUGCUAAGAAAGAAAAUCGACCACCGGAAGUGCUCUUCUAAACUCUACAGGCUUGAGUUUCACGAAGUUUCACGAAGUUUCAAAAACUUUUAGAAUCUAGUCUCUCGUAAAAGGAUCAAUCAGAUCUCGACAUUCGUUAUGUUUAAUUUAUUUCCCACGUAGUACAGCGGUUGUCUAGUGCAAUAAGUGACAUUUUUAUUGAUUAUUAUGUCUCUAAGAUUUUAUACGAAUAAAGGUUAUAUCAACGC
This is a messenger RNA of Belonocnema kinseyi, 3394 nucleotides long. RefSeq names its product bromodomain-containing protein DDB_G0270170-like. The coding region runs from base 309 to 3146 and encodes 945 amino acids. The record is from RefSeq and is a predicted model, not a curated record. Gene Ontology annotation, molecular function: protein binding. NCBI's taxonomy places the organism in Eukaryota, Metazoa, Arthropoda, Insecta, Hymenoptera, Cynipidae. The transcript has 6 exons.